AUGCGUGCAUCAGCAAGCCACGUGAGCGAGUUGAGCAGCCUCGGCAACGACGAAGAGUGGCUUGACGCGGAGAUUCCUGGGACCACAGACGGAUCCAAGGGAACCGGCUCGGUAGCGGCACCGCGUGCCGACAUCACCGAGGGCGGACGCAUCAGUGGCCUCAAGAUCAACGUGUUCAGCGGCAGCAGGAACUCAACUGUCUACGAGAACUGGAAGCGUUCGGUUGAGAGCGUGCGCUACAUUUCGGACAUGUGCGUCGGGAAACUCGCCGUGGUGACGUUCUUGCCAUUGCAUGGCGAGGCCCGUGGCGUCUGCCAGCACACCCCGUUUAACGAGCUGACGGACGAGAUCGGCAACAAACAUAAGAGGCUGCUCGCGGUGCUGGACAAGCGGUAA
Prorocentrum cordatum is the source of this 396-nucleotide messenger RNA. The record is from the annotation of a GenBank genome assembly. NCBI's taxonomy places the organism in Eukaryota, Dinophyceae, Prorocentrales, Prorocentraceae.